AUGCCGAGGGGGCGGCCUUCCAAACCCAGCAGGGAGGACAGCAAGGCCGGUGCCGAGUCAGAUGGUGUUCUGACACUGAAUACAGAGAACAGUAAUUGUUCCUACCAAGUACCAAGCUUCCAUAAGUGUGAGAUCUGUUUGCUAUCUUUUUCAAAAGUGACACAGUUCCAGCGCCACAUGAGGGAUCACGAGAGAAAUGACAAGCCUCAUCGGUGCGACCAGUGUCCAAUGUCAUUUAAUGUUGAGUUCAACCUGACACUUCAUAAAUGUACUCACAAUGGGGACGAUCCUACAUGUCCUGUGUGUAACAAGAAAUUCUCCAGAGUGGCUAGUCUCAAAGCUCAUAUUAUGCUACAUGAGAAAGAAGAGAAUCUUAUUUGUUCAGAGUGUGGAGAUGAGUUUACUUUGCAGACCCAACUGUCCAUGCAUAUGGAAGAACAUCGUCAAGAAUUGGCUGGAAGCAGAACCCAUAGCUGCAAGUCCUGUAAGAAGGAAUUUGAGACUUCCUCACAGCUUAAAGAGCACAUGAAAACUCACUACAAAAUAAGGGUAUCCAAUACUAGAUCUUACAACCGAAACAUUGACAGAAGUGGGUUUACAUAUUCAUGUCCGCACUGUGGAAAGACAUUCCAAAAACCAAGUCAGUUAACCCGACAUGUUAGAAUACAUACAGGUGAAAGACCAUUUACAUGUAGUGAAUGUGGAAAAGCCUUUAACCAGAAGGGGGCAUUACAGACACACAUGAUUAAGCAUACUGGUGAAAAACCCCAUGCUUGUGCCUUUUGUCCAGCAGCCUUUUCUCAAAAAGGCAAUCUUCAGUCUCACAUACAGAGAGUUCAUUCAGAGGUGAAGAAUGGCCCUACCUAUAACUGUACAGAAUGUAGCUGUGUUUUCAAAAGCUUAGGCAGCUUAAAUACUCACAUCAGCAAGAUGCAUAUGGGUGGUCCACAGAACUCAGCAAGCACUACUUCAGAAGCAUCUCAUGUUACAACGGAUCCUGUGGCCCAGCCUCUAAUGACGUCUCCUGCUAACCCGAUGCAACCUGUUGAUAAUAAAUGGAAGAAUGCCACACAUUUUCGGUCUCCACUUCUUCAACAGGCAGAAAACCAAGUAACUUCAGCUGCAGGUCAACAAGGGCAACAGGCUGUAACAGAUGUCAUCCAGCAGCUCCUUGAGCUGUCGGAGCCAGGUCCAGUGGAAAAUAACCAGCCCCAGCAACCUGGCCAGCAACUCAAUAUUGCAGUGGGACUCAAUCGAGACAUUUUGCAGCAAGCCUUAGAAAACAGUGGGCUAUCUUCAAUUCCAGUCUCAGCGCAUCCUACAGACUGCAGCCAGGCUAAGAAUCCUACAACACAGGAUCAAAAUCCAGAUGUUCAGAAUCUUUCUAAUCAUCAAGCUGACCCUAAUAAUGCAGAACAAGAUAAAGAGCAAGAAAGCCCAGAUAAGAUGGAUAAAAAAGAGAAAAAGGUUAUAAAGAAAAAGUCACCAUUUUUACCUGGUUCUGUACGUGAAGAGAAUGGAAUAAGAUGGCAUGUUUGCCCAUAUUGCUCUAAAGAAUUUAAAAAACCCAGUGAUCUAGUGCGCCACAUUCGAAUUCACACGCAUGAGAAGCCAUUCAAGUGUCCCCAGUGUUUCCGCGCCUUUGCUGUGAAGAGCACUCUCACAGCACACACAAAAACACACACUGGCAUUAAAGCUUUUAAGUGCCAGUAUUGUAUGAAAUGUUUUUCCACCUCAGGAAGCUUAAAAGUUCACAUUCGUCUGCAUACAGGUGUUAGACCUUUUGCUUGUCCUCACUGUGAUAAAAAGUUCAGAACAUCUGGCCACAGGAAGACUCACAUUGCUUCACACUUUAAACACACUGAACUACGAAAGAUGCGACAUCAGCGUAAACCUGCAAAAGUUCGAAUAGGAAAGACCAGCGUUCCAGUACCGGAUAUUCCGUUGCAAGAACCCAUACUCAUCACUGAUUUAGGUCUUAUCCAGCCAAUCCCAAGGAAUAGCCAGUUUUUCCAAAGUUAUUUUAAUAAUAGUUUUGGAAAUGAAGCAGACAGGCCAUACAAGUGUUAUUACUGCAAUCGAGCAUAUAAAAAAUCUUGCCAUCUUAAGCAACAUAUCAGAUCACACACUGGUGAGAAGCCAUUUAAGUGUUCUCAGUGCGGAAGAGGUUUUGUCUCGGCUGGAGUGCUAAAAGCGCAUAUUAGAACUCAUACUGGAUUGAAAGCUUUUAAGUGUCUUAUAUGUAAUGGGGCCUUCACUACUGGUGGUAGCCUCAGGCGACACAUGGGGAUCCAUAAUGAUCUUCGACCAUAUAUGUGUCCAUAUUGUCAAAAAACAUUCAAAACUUCAUUAAACUGCAAAAAGCACAUGAAAACUCAUAGGUAUGAGCUUGCACAGCAGCUUCAGCAGCACCAGCAAGCUGCUUCAAUAGAUGAUUCAACAGUAGAUCAGCAGAGCAUUCAUGUUUCCACUCAGAUGCAAGUUGAGAUUGAAAGUGAUGAGUUGCAGCAGCCAGAAGCUGUCACAACAGAUCAGGAAGCUAUUUUAGAACUAGACCAGCAGCAGGUGGAAGCCACAGAAGAAACAGGACUGGGACAACAAUUGACUGACCAACCUUUAGAGCAAGAUGAAGAUAGGUUUGUGACAUCCCAACAUGCUUUACAGGAGAACAUCAAUCAAUUUGAACAGCAAACUCUAACACAGCAGUCAUUUGAUCAGCAAGGGUUAUCACAAGGUUUUACAGUGAAUGAUAGCUACAAUCAACAGAAUCAAUUUUCAGCUGUACAGCAGCUACAGGAUUCAAGCACACUUGAGUCUCAGGCUCUUUCAACAAGUUACCAUCAACCAAAUCUGCUUCAAGUUCCUAAUCCAGAGACUAUUAAUGUGACUACUCGCCUCAUACAAGAUCAGUCACAAGAAGAACUUGAACUGCAUGCCCAACGCCCCCAGUUUCUUGAGGACAACGAAGAUCAAAGCAGACGUUCAUACAGAUGUGACUAUUGCAACAAGGGUUUUAAGAAAUCCAGCCAUUUGAAGCAGCAUGUGCGAUCACACACUGGUGAGAAACCUUAUAAAUGCCAGCUGUGUGGCCGUGGAUUUGUUUCCUCAGGAGUUCUUAAAUCCCAUGAGAAGACUCACACAGGAGUUAAAGCAUUCAGCUGUAGCAUUUGCAAUACAGCUUUCACUACCAAUGGCAGCCUUACCAGGCACAUGGCAACUCAUAUGAGCAUGAAGCCUUACAAAUGCCCAUUCUGUGAUGAAAGCUUCCGAACAACCGUUCACUGCAAAAAGCACAUGAAAAAACACCAGACGGUCUCCUCUGCAGUAGCAGCAACUGGAGAGGCCGGAGGAGGAGUUGUUUGUGUGGAAGAAGAUGAUGAAAAUUCUGAAAGAACUGCUUCCAGAAAGUCUCGGCCUGGUGUCAUCACUUUCACAGAGGAAGAAACAGCAGAACUGGCAAAAAUUAGACCUCGAGAAAGUGCCACAGUCUCAGAAAAAGUUCUUGUCCAGUCUGCUGCGGAAAAGGACAGAAUUAGUGAGAUCAAAGAUAAGCAUGCAGAACUAGAAGCGGAGCCCAAAUACGCCAAUUGUUGUACUUAUUGUCCCAAAAGCUUUAAAAAACCCAGCGAUUUAGUCAGGCAUGUUCGUAUCCACACUGGGGAGAAACCAUAUAAAUGUGAUGAAUGUGGAAAGAGUUUUACUGUGAAGUCUACUCUGGAUUGCCAUGUAAAAACACACACAGGUCAGAAGCUCUUCAGUUGUCAUGUAUGCAGUAAUUCUUUUUCUACCAAAGGGAGUCUAAAAGUGCAUAUGCGUCUGCAUACAGGAGCAAAGCCAUUUAAGUGUCCACACUGUGACUUACGGUUUCGUACUUCAGGACGCAGAAAAACGCACAUACAGUGUCACUAUAAACCAGAAACCAAGAGGGUCAGGAAGCCUGUUACCCGUACAUCUGCUGAGGGAUUACAACCAGUGAAUCUUCUUAAUUCUUCCACGACAGACCCCAAUGUUUUUAUCAUGAAUAACUCUGUUCUGACAGGUCAAUUUGAUCAAAAUUUGCUUCAGCAAGGACUUGUGAGCCAGGCGAUCCUUCCUGCUUCUAUGUCAGCUGGAGGUGACUUAACUGUGUCCUUGACAGAUGGUAGCUUGGCCACCCUUGAAGGCAUACAGUUACAGCUUGCUACUAAUCUGGUUGGACAGAAUGUUCAAAUUUCUGGAAUAGAUGCUGCCAGUAUUAACAACAUCACAUUACAGAUUGAUCCCAGUAUUUUACAGCAGACACUACAGCAGAGUAACUUACUUGCCCAGCAUCUAACUGGGGAUCCCAGUAUGGCUUCACAGAACAACUCCCUCCAGACAACAGAUAGCACGGUGCCAGCUAAUGUGGUUAUCCAGCCCAUAUCAGGCUUGUCUUUACAGCCAACAGUUACAUCUUCAGCUAAUAUGACGAUAGGGCCACUGUCUGAGCAAGACUCUGUGUUAACAACUAACAGUAAUGGUGCACAGGAUCUCUCUCAAGUGAUGACCUCACAGGGUAUGGUGUCCACUUCGAAUGGUCAGCAUGAGAUAACAUUGACCAUAAAUAACUCAAGUUUGAGUCAAGUUCUAGCUCAUGCUGCUGGUUCCACCACUACAAACUCAUCAGGAAGCCCGCAAGAAAUUACCCUCACUAUAUCUGGUCAAGAUCUUAUUCAGCAUAAUUCUUCUGGAAAUAAUGAGUUGAAUGGGAGUUUACGACUGACAACACCAACAAUUAGCAAUCAAUCAACAGGUGCUACGUUAACUAUAAGCAAUGAUCAACUUCUGUCUCAGGGUACAUCACUGAACGCUUCAGAACUUAAUACGUCAAGUGGAAAUCUUCCUUCAACACCACCCAUUUCUCAAUCCACAGUUUCUGCUCAGAACUUAGUAAUGUCUUCGUCAGGAGUUGGAGGAGAUGGUAGUGUUACCUUGACCUUGGCUGAUACUCAGGGCAUGUUAUCUAGUGGUCUUGAUUCAGUUACACUUAAUAUCACUUCACAGGGUCAGCAAUUCCCUGCUUUACUCACAGAUUCUAGUCUCUCCAGCCAAAGCGGUUCGGGCUCACAACAAGUCAUACUGGUGAGCCAUACACCACAUUCAGCAUCUACAAACUCUGAUGAAAUAACAUAUCAGGUGGCUGAGGUUUCUUCUAACCUGACUAAGGGUAAUCAAGAAAAAGAGGGCCGUGUACACCAAUGUUUUGAAUGUAGUCAGACCUUUUCUUCAGCCACGAUGUUAAUGCACCACAGUAAAGAGGUUCAUGGCAAGGAGAGAAUUCAUGUGUGCCAUGUUUGCAAUAAAGCCUUCAAACGGGCAACACAUCUCAAGGAGCACAUGCAAACCCAUCAGGCUGGACCUUCACUAAGUUCCCAGAAGCCACGAGUGUUUAAAUGUGAUACUUGUGAAAAGGCUUUUGCUAAACCAAGUCAGCUGGAGAGGCAUAGCCGCAUCCACACAGGGGAACGUCCAUUUCAGUGUACAUUGUGUGAUAAAGCUUUUAACCAGAAGAGUGCCCUUCAGGUGCAUAUGAAAAAGCACACAGGAGAGAGGCCUUACAAAUGUGAUUACUGUGCAAUGGGCUUUACACAGAAAAGCAAUAUGAAACUCCAUAUGAAACGAGCUCAUGGCUAUGCUGGUACUAUACAAGAAUCUGCCAGUCAGCAAGAACAAGAAGGGGAAGAUAUUAAUCGUGCUUUGAAUUUAGAAGAGGUUGUUCAAGAAUCUUCAAAUGAGUGGCAGAGUAUAAGCAAUGUUUUUCGAUGA
Molecule: messenger RNA, 5784 nt
Organism: Emys orbicularis (European pond turtle)
Lineage: Eukaryota; Metazoa; Chordata; Testudines; Emydidae
Gene: ZNF236
Product: zinc finger protein 236
Exons: 33
Coding region: 1-5784 (1927 amino acids)
Biological process (GO): regulation of transcription by RNA polymerase II
Cellular component (GO): nucleus
Molecular function (GO): RNA polymerase II cis-regulatory region sequence-specific DNA binding; DNA-binding transcription factor activity, RNA polymerase II-specific
Source: RefSeq, a predicted model, not a curated record